Effrenium voratum is the source of this 501-nucleotide messenger RNA. The record is from the annotation of a GenBank genome assembly. Lineage: Eukaryota; Dinophyceae; Suessiales; Symbiodiniaceae.
GUGGUGGUGCCAGACAUGCAGGUCCACGAUUCAUUGAAGCUGUUGGAAGCGUUCAGGCGCAGAGGUCUGGCUUAUGCGUUUGCAGAGGCGGUCUCGUUUUUGGACUAUGAGCGUUACCUAGUACAAGCCGACAAGCUCGUCUUUACCAAGCUCAUCGAGGACGGUGUGAAGCCAAGGAAGUGGACACAGCGAGCCUUGGAGUUGCAAGAGGAGGAAAACAAUUUGAAGUGCAAGCUGGCGCCACAUCUGCGCAGCCUACUGUCUGGGAAGCGGCUAAUGCUUUGGUUUGGCCUGAAGCAGGGUGCCGAAGUCAGACUCAUCGAUGACUUCAGCGGAUCAGGGGUGAAUUCGACGGUACAAGCUUGUGAGAGUCCGAAGCCGCAUUCGACAGACGUGGUUGCGGCGCUGCUGCUGCAGCUGGCUCGUUCCACCAAUGGUUGCGCGGCCGCGUGCACUUUGCGGAUGGACAAAUUUUCGGAAGAGCCAGCCGCCUUUGCUUAA